GCCCGCCGCCCGCCGCCCGCCGCCCACCGCCCGGGCCCAGGCUGCGGCUGCGGCUGCGGGCGCGGAGCGCGCGGCGCCCAUGGAGUGUUACUACAUUGUCAUCAGCUCCACGCGCCUCAGCAACGGGCACUUUCGCAACAUCAAGGGAGUUUUCCGCGGCCCUCUCGGCAAGAACGGGAACAAAACUCUGGACUAUGCUGAGAAAGAGAACACCAUUGCCAAAGCUCUGGAAGACUUGAAGGCUAAUUUUUACUGUGAACUCUGUGACAAGCAGUACUAUAAGCAUCAAGAAUUUGACAACCACAUUAAUUCAUAUGACCAUGCUCACAAACAGAGGCUCAAAGAACUGAAACAAAGGGAAUUUGCUCGAAAUGUAGCAUCUAAAUCCAGGAAAGAUGAAAGAAAACAGGAAAAGGCCCUCCAACGCCUGCACAAGCUGGCCGAGCUAAGAAAGGAGACUGUGUGCGCUCCUGGAAGUGGCCCCAUGUUCAAGUCAACAACUGUUACAGUGAGAGAAAAUUGUAAUGAAAUUUCCCAAAGUGCUGUGGAUUCAGAUAAUAACCAACAAGAUCCCAAAUGUCCUCUGAUUCAGAGCGAAGAGAAUACUAAAGAUGUCACAGUGGCUGCAGAUCCUGAAAGCACAAACUGUACAGCAAAAAAGAACCAACUUGUGUACCAAACCCAGGGGAUUCACAGACACAAAAUUGGCUUCUCUUUUGCAUUUCCAAAGAAAGCACUGGUAAAGCUGGAGUCCUCUGCGUCAGCUUUCUCAGAAGGCAACGAUGAUGCCUCGGUGGGAAAAGAAUUUAGCAGAAAAAGUAGGUUCGUUCCCAGUGCCUGUCAUCUCCAGCGAGCUUCGCCAACAGAUGUGCUUUUGAGUUCUGAGGAGAAAGCUAACUCUUCUCAUCCAGCAGAGGCAACAUGCACUGACAAAGAGGCUGCUCAGUCUCAGGAGAUGAAAGAAGUCUCUGGAGAAAAAGACAUGCUUAUAUUGCCUUCAUUUUGCCAGGUACAACUACCUUUAUGUGCUGAUGUAGACAAUUGCAAAAAUGCACUCCCACUAGCAGAUGGAAUCUCUCUGGAAGAUAUUAUUGUUAGUGAUGAGGUACCGGUGAGUGGUAACAGUUCUGAACAGUUAGAGAACAGAUCUACAAUUCCUGAUAUGUCUACUGAUGGUAUAUCUGUGCAACGUACUGCAGAGGAAAAUCUUAAGAACAAUGAUGCAACCAAAAUUGAACCUGAAAAUAAAAAUGGCCUGGAGACACUGGCCCCUACACUUACCGAAGUGGAGAAUAUAACCUUAUCUAAAAAACCAGAUCUAUAUAAAAGACAGUCUGAGCCAUUUGUUCCUGUACUUAAUAAACAUGGAUCAACAGUUCUGCAGUGGCCAUCGGAAAUGCUGGCUUACACAAGUACAGAACCAUCAAUUUCCUAUAGCUGUAAUCCUCUCUAUUUUGACUUCAAGUCCACUAAAUUAAACAAUAAUCCAGAUAAAGAUAAACUUCCUUUAAAUGAUCUGUGUUCUCAACAGAAGGUGGAAGACCUUUGCAAGCAACCAGUUUCAGACUGCAGGGACCUCUCUGUGGCAGGAUUCACAGAGAGUGAAACAGGUGGCCCAGAAAAUGAACACACACCAAGCACUCCUGUUUUGCCAGCCAAUAUUCUUUCCAAUCUAUGUGACUCUGGAAAAAGUGAGACUAUGUGUCAGAGGCUUAGAAAUAUUUCCUGUAGAUUGAGGAAAACAGGAACAUGCAACUUCACUAAGAAUCACAGAAAACAAGACCCUGUAGAUGAGAACUACAACAAAAGCAGGUGGAAGGAUACUCACGAGCACUGGUUCCAUAAAAGUAGAAGAAAGAGAAGAAGAAGGUUCUGUCAGCAUCGUCACCAUGGGGAGAAAACCAAAGAGGAAACUCAGUGCAAAAUGGAAAUGGAUAAUAAUGUCACCGAGGAAACUCAGAAAGCUUUACUGGAAACAAUUUCCGAAAAACAAAAUGCAGUUGCAGAACCUUCAUUAGAGUCACAUCAUUUACCUGAUAAAAGGCCUAUGUCAGCAACUGAGUACUUAAAUGAAAGUGAAAAAGUGGGUGAAACCUGGAAGACUGACUGCAGUAAUAAUGAUCCUCUCAGUCCUAAAAACUGCAAAAAGGACAGAAUGCUUUUCAGUGGACAAUCAAAUCCAACACCGAUACAUUCUGGGAAGCAUAACUUAACGUACUCCAGAGCUUAUUGUUGUUGGAAAGCCAGACUGUCCAGCUACAGUCAGGAUCACAGAUUCUUAGUUCUUCCAAAUGACACAAAACACAUGAGUCAGAAUCAGCCUCUGAAAAGAGGUUACAAUUCUCUCACGAAGGAAUCAGAACGAUUCCACCGAAAACGCAGACAACAUUCACAGUCUUACUCUUCAGAUGAAAGUUUAAACAGACAGCAUUAUUUACCAGAAGAAUUGCUGAGACCAGCAAGUGCUUCCUUUGCUCCUUGUAAGCCUAAAAAGAAACGAAGAAGAAAAAGGAGCAGAUUUCACACGGCAGGUGAAAACUCGGAUGUUCAUGGAAAUCCAAGUUAUUCAGAGGAAAGAAGUUCCUUAAAUCACCUGGGUGGGUUCACAGGUGAAGACAAAAAAGAAGGCAUGAAACCACAAGAAGCUGCAAAUGUUGAAAGGAACUCAGAACAAACAGUCCAAGUCAAAGACAAAUUGGCUUUAGAGCCUAACAGCCUCCUUCCUUCUCAAAGUGGUGGUGAGGCUGAGCAGUUAGUGAUGGAGACCAGCUCGAAUGGAUGCUCAGAGGUCUCCAGUGAUCCUAUCGUGGCUGUGCAUGAGGUUCCUCCCCCAACAAAAGAAGCAGUCAACAUCACCUCUCUUGACUGCAGCAAAAGAAGUGAGACCACAAAUAUGAAUGAAAAGCAAAUUCCUUUCAAAAUGCCUAAUAUUGAAAGGAACUUUAGACAGCUGCAGCCCAAGUCAUACCUUUGCCACUAUGAACUAGCAGAGACCCUUCCACAAGGAAAGCUGAAUGAGCCCUCAACAGAGUGGCUGUGUUACAAUUCAGGAAUCCUUAACACGCAGCCACCACUACCAUUCAAGGAAGCACACGUCAGCGGUCACACAUUUAUCACAACUGAGCAAAUCCUGGCUCCUUUAGCUUUACCAGAGCAAACGUUAUUGAUCCCACUGGAAAACCAUGAAAAGUUCAAACAUCUACCUUGUGAGGUCUACCAGCACAUUAUACAGCCCAACGUGCUGGCCAACAAGGUCAAACUCAGCUUUCCUCCUCCAGCUCCCCUUCCACCACCGCCCGGAACCCCUCUGCCACCUCUGCCUCUGCAGCAGCCUUUCUGUUCUACCUCUGUAACCACCAUCCGUCACACUGUGUUGCAGCAGCAUGCAGCCGCGGCGGCUGCUGCGGCCACAGGGACCUUUAAAGUGCUUCAGCCACACCAACAGUUUCUUUCCCAGGUCCCAGCCCUUUCCAGAACAUCUAUACCUCAGAUCUCAGUGGGACCAGUGGGACCGAGGCUCUGCCCUGGGACCCAGCCCACCUUUGUGGCUCCUCCUCAGAUGCCCAUCCUUCCAGCCUCAGUGCUUCAUCCCGGCCACCUGGCUUUUCCACCCAUUCCCCACGCACUCUUUCCUUCCCUGCUCCCUCCACACCCGACUGUCAUCCCUCUGCAGCCUCUCUUCUAGUCUUCACCAUCAAGGGGAAAGCUAAAGCUGGGGUGGAAGCUUCCUGCCUAGGUGUUCAUCUGAUAUCUGGCUAUUCAAGUGGUGGAAAUAAACUGGCCUAAGUAUGGCCUUAGUGAUUUCCAGUCAUUUACUGUAAGUUUAAGGAUGAAAAUAAAUUCUUAUGUUAGGAUAUAUACUAUUGCUAAAGCAACACAUAGUUUGAAAAUCAAUACAAUAUCUGCUGUAUAUUAAAAUGAUGUCUUAAGAGUAUGUAUAAUGUACAUACACUAUAUUUAUAGUACUGUAAUUUAUGUUGUAAAGUAUGCGCCUUGGUUUUUUUCUAAUCUUUGUGUAUUUGCAUCUAUUUAAUGUUUAGACAAAGCUGAUGGCACUAUGUUUUGUACCUUGUUCCUUGAAACUGUAAAUUCGGUGAAGAAUACCUUGCAAUAAAAUUUUUGUUAACUAUUUAAGUACAGUAAA
Cavia porcellus (domestic guinea pig) is the source of this 4144-nucleotide messenger RNA. It is a transcript of the gene Znf804a, whose product is annotated as zinc finger protein 804A. Gene Ontology annotation, cellular component: nucleus. The coding region runs from base 80 to 3685 and encodes 1201 amino acids. The record is from RefSeq and is a predicted model, not a curated record. NCBI's taxonomy places the organism in Eukaryota, Metazoa, Chordata, Mammalia, Rodentia, Caviidae. The transcript is spliced from 4 exons.